AUGCCGGCGAAUCGUUUGGGAGUGUAUCUGGCCAAUGAUCCAAUGCUGGAAAUCACGAAUAUUCUGGCAGCGGACACGGGACAAGGUGCGUUCCACAAGGUCUCCCUGACGCUCCGACCAAUUUGCGAAAACAAGGUCCAAAAAGCACUUAAAAGUAACGCCUCUUCUCGGCCAUCAAGGUCUGAGAAUCACCAUAAUUUCCUACCAACCUAUAUUUUAACCGUCAUCCCGAUUGCGCAAGGUCGGACUCACGUCUGGUUAUGUUGA
Messenger RNA from Protopolystoma xenopodis, 267 nucleotides. The record is from the annotation of a GenBank genome assembly. Lineage: Eukaryota; Metazoa; Platyhelminthes; Monogenea; Polystomatidea; Polystomatidae.